AUGUCAAAGAUAGCCGGUGCCAGUGCCGCGUUAAAGGCCGAACGCGAAGAAGAAGAGCAGAAGCUGGCUGCACGAUCUGCUGUCAACUGGAAGGCAAAUUUGGAUAAGCAAAGGAAGCAGCUGGAUUACAGCGAUAUUUUCGAUGAAGACGUGGGUAGAGAUGAAGGUUUGUGGGUAUGGGAGAUUGAGAAUUUCUACCCCUCUCUCAUUGACGAAGCGUUUUACGGACAAUUUUACGACGCCGACGCCUACCUGGUAUUAAAAACUACAAAGGAAAUUUCGGGAAGCAUACGACACGAGAUCUACUACUGGUUAGGCGAAAAGGCUACACUUGAUAAAGGAAUGUGUGCCGCUGUGCACGCUGUUGGCCUGCGCAACCAUCUCAAUGCUACGUGUCGGACCAUUCGGGAAGAAAUGAACGACGAGUCUGAGGAAUUUUUGGAUCUUUUCGGUGGAGAAGAAAUUGUGUACAUUGAGGGUGCUCGUACUAGUACUGGCUUUUUUACUGUAGAAAAACCUCCUCAUAUUACAAGCGAAAUAAUGGCUGGGCAAAAAAUGGUCACGGAAUUGCAUGAGAUGAUUGAACGGCCCGAUUACGUGCAAGUGUCAAGGGAAACUGAGGAUGAGGAGUCCAUGAUGUUCCGAUCGAAAUUUGCUGGCUGGGAUGAUAUCGUACCCGUUGACUUCACUCGUACCUCAGAAUCCGUAAGCCGCGUUCCAGAUCUCAAGGUUCUUGUCAAGCGCGACAAUAUGAUGCGUACCGACCUAACAGCUUUGUUUCUUGACCGCCAACCAGCAAUGUCACCUGAAGAAAGUGAAGAAUUGCUCAACGAUUGCAACGAGGAUCUUGAGUUCAUUGAGUCAUUCGUAUUGGAGGGAAAGAAGUUUGUUCGACUGCCAGAUGGAGAAUUCGGAUCAUUUUACACGAUGGAUUGUUAUGUGUUCCUUUGCCGCUAUGCUGUGAUACCAGACGAGUCCGAAGACGAAAGCGAUGCGGGAGACGUUGAGAGCCAACAGGAUUUCAAGUGUGUGUUGUACUUCUGGCAAGGCCGUGAUGCCUCAAAUAUGGGUUGGCUGCACUUUACCUUCCAACUCCAGCCUACUUUCGAGAAGAUUUUCAAGGAUAAGUUGGAGGUAGUGAGGAUGCAUCAACAACAGGAAAACCACAAGUUCCUAUCUCAUUUCCACCGAAAGUUUGUUAUUCGUCGAGGACGCCGUGGCUUGACCCGAAAUCUCGGCGGAAAAUGGCCUGAGCUAUUCCAGAUGAGAGCAAACGGCUCAAGUGUUUGCACGAGAACGAUUCAGAUAGAUUGUCGGGCGACUGAAUUGUGCUCCGGUUUUUGCCAUAUUUUGCGUGCGCCAUUCAAAGUUGCACGGGAGGAUGGUGAAAAAGGCAUCGUGUAUGUGUGGAUCGGUUCACAGAGUGAUCCACAUGAACACGAGUACGCCCGACGAGUAGCUGAAGAGAUGAUCAAUCGUCACGAUGAGAGUCUUCCUGUGCAAGUGAUCAAAGAGGGUGAAGAACCUGAUGAUUUCUGGGAGUAUAUGGGAGGAAAGAAAAAUUAUGAAAAAGACGCGACAUUCUUCCGUUACACACGCUUGUUCCGCUGUACUAACGAGAAAGGUUACUUUGCAGUAUCUGAGAAGACCGUCGACUUCUGCCAGGACGAUUUGGACGAUGACGAUAUCAUGAUCCUCGAUAAUGGUGAACUUGUAUUCCUGUGGUUAGGUGCUCGCGCCAGUGAAGUUGAAGUGAAACUCGCAUAUAAGGCCGCCACGGUGUACGUAGCUCAUCUGAGAAUGCGCCAGACAGAUCGACCAAGGACGUUAAAAUUGGCAAUAAAGGGAAAGGAAUCGAAGCGUUUCAAGAAGUGCUUCCACGCCUGGGGACGGCAUAAGGUCCCCGCUGGAGAUUCGGUGUGA
Messenger RNA from Haemonchus placei, 1923 nucleotides. Lineage: Eukaryota; Metazoa; Nematoda; Chromadorea; Rhabditida; Trichostrongylidae. The record is from the annotation of a GenBank genome assembly.